AGUCAUUUUCAGAAUCAUACCAUUAGUGAAAUUUUUAGCUAAACAUAAUUUAGCAUUCUCUGGCUCAAAAGAAAGAUUGUACCAAAAAGGUAAUGAGUUAAAAAUGUUAUACUUUUAAAUGUUCCACUUUUAUAAAAGGUCAUGUUUCUUAAUUGUGUUUAUUUUUUAACAUCUAAUAGAAAUUUUCUUGGGUCUCAUUUAGAUGUUACAAGAGUUUGAUCCAGUUAUUCGAGAGCAUGUGCGACGAGUCACAAAUGAUGAGCUUCAUGUGCAUUAUCUCAGGCACAAGAUCCAGAAUGAACUCAUACUUGAUUUAGCCCAAGAGAUUAAGAAGGAAAUCAUCAAGAAGAUAAAGGAAGCCAAUGAAUUUGGCAAUCCCUUAGAUGUUUUAAAGCAUUUAAAAGAACUUGGUUGUUACCAGAAUGCCUGCAUUGCAUAUAGAAUUUUGUUGAUUGUUUUAGUAACUGUGGCAUCUGCAAAGAGAAGUUUUUCCAAAUUGAAGCUCUUGAAAUCUUACUUACGAUCUACAAUGUCCCAAGAAAUAAUUAGUGGAUUGGCGGUAAAAGCUAUCGAGAAUGAAAUCUUAGAGAGCAUAGACUGUGAAGAUGUGAUCAACCAAUUUGCUCUCAAGAAUGCAAGGAGAACUUCUCAAAUCCUCAACUACCUUUUACGCGGAGUGAAACACACGGUCGAAGGGUGCUUCAAGCGGAUUGGCUAUCCGCAAUGGUGGCCGAAUAGUCGGAAAAGAGGGAAGAAACUGUCCGGGGUCGAUGGGGAAGCGGUGGGAAAUCUGGAGACCACCAGCACCACCACAGACCAUAUAUUCGUCGGAGUUACCACGGGAAAAACAGGAGGCGCAGAAGAAAUGACUGGUAGGCAAACUGAAGAAACAAAUGGCGUAGAAGAAAAGAGAGGGACAGCUGUCCCUCUGCUCCGCGUCCGUUCUUCGUCGCCGUCUGGCCAGCUAGCAACCACAGCAGCCGCCGGAAGCUCCGCCGCCAUCGCUGACCUUUCUCCCUUCCCUGUUGCGCAGAGUUCCAACGAUUUUCCCUUCCCUGUCCGUCUCCGUCGUCCAUCGGGUUCACGGGAGCACUAACCGGCGAACUCCGUCCCUGAGAAGCAGCGGCGGCGAGCUUAGCAGCAGCGUGGAGUCCGGCAGCAACAACGAUCUCCCCUCUCCGAUUCGAGUUUCUUCGUCAAUUUCGAGGUAGGAACACAGGUUUGGAUCGACAACCCAGAGGGCAGUGAAGUGGUGAUGUGGCGUGGAUGGCUCCUAUUUUUCUUUAAUAAUUAAACUAAUUUAUUUUCUUUAAACAAUAUUUGGUUUUCUUAUGCUUCCGCGACGUUUGGACUUGUUUAUUUACUCCGAUGAACUUUUGGUUUAGUUUAAACUUUUACGGAUGAAUUUUAUAAUUUAUUUAGAUGUUUAUCAUUGAAUAUGUGCAUUGGUGCAUAUAUAUAGACAUAACUCGGCAAAACGUUAUGUAUGAAUGUUGUCAUGACUCCGUCUCUUCAAUCAAACUAAAUGGCUGUGUGUAUA
This is a messenger RNA of Cuscuta campestris, 1540 nucleotides long. Lineage: Eukaryota; Viridiplantae; Streptophyta; Magnoliopsida; Solanales; Convolvulaceae. The record is from the annotation of a GenBank genome assembly.